AUGGCGACGCCCCCCCUCCUCGCUUCAGGGCCCCGGCGGCUCACGCCAGACCUUCACUCCCCCUCAUUUCUUGUGAAAAGUCCCUCCCCAGCUUCAGGUCAUGGUAAAAACCACAAGGAUGCAGCCUCAGUGAGGGCCACACACCCCAUCCCUGCAGCCUGUGGCAUCUAUUACUUCGAGGUGAAGAUUGUCAGUAAAGGUAGAGAUGGGUACAUGGGAAUAGGACUUUCAGCUCAAGGAGUCAACAUGAACAGGCUUCCUGGAUGGGAUAAACAUUCCUAUGGGUACCACGGUGAUGAUGGGCACUCCUUCUGCUCCUCAGGAACAGGCCAGCCCUAUGGUCCCACCUUCACCACUGGGGAUGUCAUCGGCUGCUGUGUCAACCUGAUCAACAACACCUGCUUCUACACAAAGAAUGGCCACAGUUUGGGUAUAGCCUUUACAGACCUCCCUUCAAACCUCUACCCUACAGUGGGUCUCCAGACUCCAGGAGAGAUCGUGGAUGCCAACUUUGGGCAGCAGCCAUUUGUGUUUGACAUUGAGGACUACAUGAGGGAGUGGAGGGCCAAGAUCCAGAGCACCAUCAAGCGGUUCCCCAUCGGAGACAGGCUGGGCGAGUGGCAAGCCAUGCUGCAGAACAUGGUGUCAUCGUAUCUGGUCCAUCAUGGGUACUGUUCAACAGCAACUGCCUUUGCCAGAGUCACAGACACCACAAUCCAGGAAGAACAGACCUCAAUAAAGAACAGACAAAGAAUACAGAAGCUAGUAUUAGCAGGCAGAGUGGGAGAGGCUAUAGAAGCCACCCAGCAGCUCUACCCUGGCCUCCUAGAACAUAACCCCAACCUGCUCUUCAUGUUAAAGUGCCGGCAGUUCGUGGAGAUGGUGAACGGGACGGACAGCGAGGUGCGCUGCUUCGGUGCCCGCAGCCCCAGGUCCCAGGACAGUUACCCCGGCUCCCCCAGCUUGAGUCCCAGACAUGGAUCAAGCAACUCACACGUCCAUAGUACUGGAGCAGAUAGUCCAACCUGUAGCAAUGGAGUCAUGUCCACAAAAAGCAAACAGAGUCACAGUAAAUACCCAACACUGAGUUCAUCAUCUUCAUCUUCCUCCUCCUCCUCCCCCUCCUCAGUGAACUACUCUGAGUCCAAUUCUACAGAUUCUACCAAAUCCCAGCAGCACAGUAGUACGAGUAACCAAGAAACCAGUGACAGUGAGAUGGAGAUGGAGGCUGAGCACUACCCCAAUGGAGUCCUGGAGAAUUCAUCCACCAGGAUCAUGAAUGGCACCUACAAACAUGAAGAGAUCCUGCAGACGGAUGAAUCCAGCAUGGAAGACAGCUGUCCCCAGAGGCAGCUCUGUGGGGGGAACCACGCAGCCACCGAGAGGAUGAUCCAGUUUGGGCGGGAGCUGCAGGUGCUGAGCGAGCAGCUCUGCCGGGAGUACGGGAAGAACACGGUGCACAAAAAGAUGCUGCAGGAUGCAUUUAGCUUGUUAGCUUACUCAGACCCUUGGAACUGCCCCGUCGGUCAGCAGCUGGACCCCAUCCAGAGGGAACCUGUGUGUGCUGCUCUUAAUAGUGCUAUUUUGGAAUCUCAGAACCUGCCAAAGCAGCCCCCGUUGAUGCUUGCCCUGGGCCAGGCCUCGGAGUGUCUGCGGCUCAUGGCUCGUGUGGGCUUGGGCUCCUGCUCCUUUGCCAGAGUAGACGACUAUUUGCACUGA
This is a messenger RNA of Chaetura pelagica (chimney swift), 1719 nucleotides long. Its product is annotated as ran-binding protein 10-like. Gene Ontology annotation, biological process: cell surface receptor signaling pathway; cytoskeleton organization. Lineage: Eukaryota; Metazoa; Chordata; Aves; Apodiformes; Apodidae. The record is from RefSeq and is a predicted model, not a curated record. Gene Ontology annotation, cellular component: cytoplasm. Gene Ontology annotation, molecular function: protein binding. The transcript has 15 exons. Bases 1 to 1719 code for a protein of 572 amino acids.